UGGCGGGGCGGCCAUGACGCGGAGCUGCUCGGCCCUGGGCUGCACCGCCCGCGACAACGGGCGGAGCCGCGAGCGCGGCAUAUCCUUCCACCAAUUCCCGGUGGACGCCGCGCAGCGCCGCGAGUGGAUCCGCGCCGUGAACCGCGUGGACCCGCGGAGCCGCCAAGCGUGGCGGCCCGGCCCCGGCGCCAUCCUCUGCUCGCGGCAUUUCGCCGAGGCCGACUUCGAGCGCUACGGGCUGCGGCGGAAGCUCAGGCGGGGGGCCGUGCCCUCUCGCUUCCCCACCCCGGUUCGUGUCUGCGGGGUGGGUGUGUGUGUGGGGGGGAACCCCGCGCUGGCAGGCGGUGACCUCCCCUCUCCCCCCCGCCAGGAGCCGCCGGGCCCCGCUCUGAGGGGGCCCCUCCCCAGCCCCCCCGCCGGCGACCACAACUACAGCCUGCAGGGCCAGCGGGCAGCCGGGGGGGGGGCACAGCCGCAGCCCCCCGCCCCCCCGAGGCCCUCCCCGCCACGGCGGCUCGCAACGGUGGCAAACAUCCUGCGGGAGCUGGUGGAGAAGCGGCACCUGCCCGAGGAAACCGUGGGUUUGCUGCGAGCCCAGUUUCCAGCAGAUUUGCCUUGUGAGUUGCACAGCUGGAGGCAGAUGACAGACUACUCACCAGAAAUGAGGCAAUUUGCUUGUAUUCUCCACCUCUACCAUAUUAAGGCCUAUGAUUAUCUACGGAAGAUUUUUCCCCUCCCUCAUCCUUACAGCCUGACAAAUUGGCUGUCUAAUAACGAUGCCGCUGCAGGCUUCAGCAACGACAUUUUUCUCCGCCUUCAGGAAAAGGUGGAGAGAGGGGAAGAGGCCUACCGCUACUGCGCCCUGAUGGUACAAGACGUGUCCCUGCAGAAGGGGCAGGAGUGGGACCCGCAGACCCAGCGCCUCACAGGCUUUGUUGACUUGGGAGCAGGUGUUCUUGAUGCAGACGAAACUCCGCUGGCCUCCGAAGCGAUAAUCCUCAUGGCAGUUGGCAUCUCAAGUCCCUGGACAGCUCCACUGGGCUACUUCUUCGUGAACAGCACAACCGGCCACUUACUUGCUCAGCUGCUUCGUCAUACCAUCAGCAAGCUGAACAACAGCGGCAUCCUGGUGCUGGCUGUGACAUCAGGCGCCACUGCGCGCGGUGCUGAGACUGCCAGAGCUCUGGGGAUCAGGAUGGAUCCUGAAAGGAUUCAGUGCACUUUCCAGCAUCCGCCCGGCUCUGCUCACAGCAUCCCAUACUUCUUUGACGUUUGGCAUGCACUCCAGCUGAUAAGGAACGCUUUGCAGUGCUUCCAGAAGAUAGAGUGGCUCAGUGACACUGUGGAGUGGCAGCACGUGGUGGAGCUGGUGGCUUUGCAGGAGUGGAGGGUGUUAGAGCCACGCAGCCCCAAGUCAGGCGGACCUGGGAAUAAGGAGAGUUACCACCUGAAGGUCAACCUUGCUACCCUGUUGUUCAGCGAGGGUGUUGCUGAUGCACUGGAACACCUCCAGAAGCUGGGCCUGGCCUCAUUCCAGAACUGCAAUGGUACUGUCAAGUUUGUGCGUUUGAUGAGCCGCCUGUGUGACGUAUUCCAUGGCAGAGGUUCCUAUAGAAGGGGACUGAAGGAGCUUUUGCUAGCUGGAAAUUACAGCAACAUCAGCCACCUCUUUGAUGAAGCCAAGAGCUUCUUUGUCACCCUAACGGACUCUAUGGGGAGAUACAUUAUCAAGAGCAAACGCAAACUAGGAUUUCUGAGUUUCUUACUCAAUGCUGAAAGCCUCAAGUGUCUUUACACCAACAUGUGUCCGGACGGCGCUCCUUCCCACCACCUCCUGGCCUGCAUCUUCAGCCUCGACCCGCUGGAGCUGUUUCUCAGGGCCCUCUGGCAAGCCUGCGGCAGCAGCGGGAGCCCUACCUGCUCUGGGUUCCAGGCUGCUUAUCGCAAACUGCUGGCCAGCUGCAGUCUGGCACCGGGCUCUCCACCCAGUGGUGCCUCAGGCAGUGCAAGCUCCUUGGACAUAGCUCUGUCUCGGAGGAGAGAUCUGACCCUCGGCAGCAUUCGUGCUCAGUAUAAGCCAGCUCGCGGCGGGACGCUGGCAGAGUACCCCGGUUGUGCAGGGCUUUUUUUGCACAGCUCGGCCCUGAGUAAUGCGCUGACCGACCUGUCGCUGCAUGCACAGAGCAUCACCUGCACUGCAGGCUUCGUUGCUGAGCAGUUAGCCUCUGACUUGCAAUGCGAGGCUUGUCUGGCUUCCCUUUUUGAGUCAGAUGAGAGCAGGCUAAGAUACAGGUCAGUGCUCUACAUAAAAAAGUUAGGUGGAGUGAGUCUGCCCUCAGCCAGUGUGUACCACGUAGCAAGCGUUUUGGAACGAAUCCUAAACCGAUAUGACAAGGUAGGAGAUACCAACCAAAACCCCAAGCGAUGGCAUUUGUCUCUAGAACAGAAAGUCUUCCAGGAGCUUCUGGGAGCAAGUCCCCUCUUCCCCACCCUCACAAACCAUUUAUUUGAGGGGGAGCUGUGUAUCAACAAUCACUACACAAUCUUAGUAAAGGAAAUAACACGGUGUUACCUAAAUAUCAGAACAAACCAUGCCACACACCUGAACUUGACAUACCAUUGUGGAAGGCACAGAUUGAAGAGACUGAAGGGAAAACAUUUGUUUCCAUCACCGCUGGGUAGCUGUCAAGUCAAACCCCCAUGGGGUCAGGAGUACUCGCUGCUAUUCCAAGGAUGACUGGCCCCUAGUGGGGUUCACUGAUGGCCAGAUCUAGGUAACGCACGCGAGGAAAUGAUGUGGUGUCUUCCCAGGAUUUGGCCAGCAACACUGGUGUUGAUAAGCGAUGAUGUGUUGGGCCAUUGCAAACAAUCUGAUCAGAGUUUGAGCAAAGCAGGGAGGUUGAUCUGAUCCCGUGUUCCAUCUAGCAGUCCUGCAGAGCAGCCACAUAUUUCGUGAGACUCACAUGUAAGGUCAGAAGGAGUAAAGGUUGCUCAGGAUGUCUGGGGAAGUGGUAGGGGACACUGCAGAGUAUCUGCUGGAGGUGCUGGUUGGCUCAGUGCUGUGAGUGCUCCUGCCAGGAGAAAACGAAUGCAUCGCCCACAUCAUUGGGAGGCAUGCAUGUGUGCUGGCAAUUUGUUUUCACCAAAGCAGAUACGCUUUAAAAAAGCUGGAGGUAAGAAAGCUCGCCAAACUUUUACUUAAAAAAGGAAAAUAAAGACAUGAAAAGCAAAUGGCA
Molecule: messenger RNA, 3236 nt
Organism: Tyto alba (common barn owl)
Lineage: Eukaryota; Metazoa; Chordata; Aves; Strigiformes; Tytonidae
Gene: THAP9
Product: THAP domain containing 9
Exons: 4
Coding region: 14-2737 (907 amino acids)
Source: RefSeq, a predicted model, not a curated record